Molecule: messenger RNA, 2977 nt
Organism: Arabidopsis lyrata subsp. lyrata
Lineage: Eukaryota; Viridiplantae; Streptophyta; Magnoliopsida; Brassicales; Brassicaceae
Product: subtilisin-like protease SBT2.2
Exons: 10
Coding region: 297-2870 (857 amino acids)
Biological process (GO): proteolysis
Molecular function (GO): serine-type endopeptidase activity
Source: RefSeq, a predicted model, not a curated record
CAGAAUCUCGUGAGUUUUGGGUUCUUCUUUCUUCUAAAUAUAAUCCAAUCCACCUUGUGUAUAUAAUAAUAUUAAUAAGUAUAAAUAUGAGCACACUCUUCUCUUUUCACCGUCUCCAACACGAAAAAGAUACAAAAGGCAGUUCCUUUUUCUUCUGCAGAUUCCACUUACUAUUCACCAUGUUUGCUUAAUGAUUUCUUCUUCUUUUGCAGCUUUUUUUCUCUCUUUAUCUUUUCUUAUUUAAGCAAUUGGUUGGUUUCGUAGGUUUUAUUUUUAUUUUUAUCAGUGAGUGAAAAAUGAUGAGAGUUUUGAUGGUGAAUUUUGGGGUUUUCCUUCUGUUCUGUUUUGGGUUUUUGUCGAACUCAUUUGGACAAGAUAAUAAUGCUGGUGAUUCUGAUAUAAACUCUACUACGGCUGUUUACAUUGUUACUCUGAGACAAGCUCCUUCUCUUCAUCUUUUCCAGCAAGAAACAGAAGUGAAGAACAGGGUCAGAGAUAAAUCCAAACAUGGAGACACUUCCAAGUUUACUAGACCAAAACUCCAACCAAGGAACAUUUCAAAGUCACGUUAUUGGAGAUCAAGGAGAUCAGCAAUUGCUCAAGCUCAUGACUCUUUGUUGAGAAAUGCUUUGAAGGGAGAGAAGUAUAUAAAGCUUUAUAGCUUCCAUUAUCUCAUCAAUGGUUUUGCUGUCUUUGUUAGCUCACAACAGGCUGAGAAGCUGUCAAGGAGAGGGGAAGUAGCAAACAUAGUGUUGGAUUUUUCUGUUAGAACGGCAACAACUUAUACACCUCAGUUCAUGGGUCUACCAAAAGGUGCAUGGGUUAAAGAAGGUGGAUUUGAAACUGCUGGAGAAGGAAUUGUUAUCGGGUUUAUCGACACUGGCAUUGACCCAACUCACCCUAGUUUCAAUGGCACUGACACUUCCCAGCGUCAGUAUCCGAUCCCUAAUCAUUUCUCAGGUGUUUGUGAAGUUACACCGGAUUUUCCAUCGGGCUCCUGCAAUAGGAAGCUUGUUGGAGCCCGCCAUUUCGCGCAGUCAGCUAUUACUAGAGGGAUUUUCAAUUCAUCUGAGGACUAUGCUUCACCUUUUGACGGCGAUGGCCAUGGCACGCACACAGCUUCCAUCGCAGCGGGUAACCAUGGGGUCUCAGCAGUAGUUUCUGGCCAUAACUUUGGAAGUGCUAGUGGAAUCGCUCCUCGUGCACAUAUUUCUGUUUACAAGGCAUUAUAUAAGAGUUUUGGGGGAUUUGCUGCAGAUGUUGUUGCUGCUAUAGAUCAGGCAGCUCAAGAUGGAGUUGACAUAUUAAGUCUAUCCAUCACACCAAAUCGACGUCCUCCUGGUGUAGCCACAUUCUUUAACCCGUUAGAUAUGGCUAUGCUAUCCGCUGUUAAGGCCGGUAUAUUCGUUGUGCAAGCUGCAGGAAACACAGGUCCUUCUCCUAAGAGCAUGUCCUCCUUCAGCCCAUGGAUUUUCACAGUUGGUGCUGCUACUCACGAUCGAGUUUACUCUAAUUCGAUAAUUCUAGGCAACAAUGUAUCUAUUCCAGGCAUAGGACUUGCACUUCCUACAGAUGAAGGCAAGGUGUACACUAUGAUCUCUGCUCUUGAUGCAUUGAAAAACAAAAGUUUAGUACUCGACAAAGACAUGUAUGUAGGUGAAUGCCAAGACUAUGACAGCUUCGAUAAAGAUAUCAUCCGUGGGAAUCUUCUGAUAUGUAGCUACUCUAUCCGUUUCGUGCUCGGACUUUCCACUAUUAAACAAGCUUUAGCUGUUACCAAGAAUCUAUCUGCAAAGGGUGUUGUGUUCUACAUGGACCCUUAUGUCCUUGGUUUUCAGAUUAACCCUACACCAAUGGACAUGCCCGGCAUCAUAAUUCCAUCCUCAGAAGAUUCCAAGGUUUUACUCAAGUACUAUAACUCUUCUCUUGUAAGAGAUGGAACCACCAAAGAGAUUGUUAGAUUUGGGGCAGUUGCGGCCAUUGCAGGUGGACAAAAUGCUAACUUCAGUAACAGAGCUCCCAAGAUAAUGUACUACUCAGCAAGAGGACCUGAUCCAGAAGACAGCCUCUUUAACGACGCCGACAUUUUGAAACCAAAUCUUGUAGCUCCUGGAAAUUCCAUUUGGGGUGCUUGGAGUUCCGCUGCCACUGAAUCCACUGAGUUUGAAGGAGAGAGUUUCGCGAUGAUGUCUGGUACGAGUAUGGCUGCUCCUCAUGUAGCUGGUGUGGCUGCAUUGGUCAAGCAGAAAUUCAGAAAAUUUAGUCCUUCAUCUAUUGCAUCUGCACUGUCAACAACCUCUGUUCUUUUUGACAAUAAAGGUGAGGCGAUAAUGGCUCAACGUGCUUAUGCUAAUCCUGAUCAAACCCUAUCUCCUGCAACCCCAUUUGAUAUGGGGAAUGGCUUUGUGAAUGCAACCGCAGCUUUGGAUCCUGGCCUAAUCUUUGAUACUAGUUUUGAAGACUAUAUGUCAUUUCUUUGUGGAAUCAAUGGAUCAGCUCCAGUGGUUUUCAACUACACCGGCAAAAAUUGUUUGCUUAGCAAUGCAACAAUCAGCGGAGCUGACCUCAAUUUGCCAUCCAUCACUGUCUCGAGGCUUAACAACACUCGAACUAUCCAAAGACUAAUGACAAACAUUGCUGGAAAUGAGACCUAUACUGUCAGUUUGAUUCCUCCUUUUGAUGUUUUGGUGAAAGUAUCUCCUACUCAAUUCUCUAUAGCCAGUGGAGAGACAAAGCUACUUAGUGUAAUCCUCACAGCAAAGAAGAACAGCUCUAUUGCUAGUUUUGGGAGAGUCAAGCUUUUUGGAACCGCAGGACAUGUUGUUCAUAUUCCGAUGUCUGUCACAGUGAAAAUCGCCUCGAACCAAUGAAGCUGUUAUUAUUACACAGAGCUUGAUAGAUAAGAUAAAUUGUAUUCAUUUCAUUUUUCCAUGUAAAUGUCACAUAGCAUUUAUAAUACAUGGUACAUUUUAUUUGA